AAACAUAUUUUGCUGCUGACGGUGUAAGAAAGUGAAAUUCUACCGAGACACGAUAUAGAUAAUUUUUUCGUUUUAUUAUUAUUAUUAUUUUUGGUUGUUUUGUGUUCGCUGUUUACCGUUUGAGAAAUAUAAAUUUGAAAGUUUUUUUUAAACAAAAUCGUAGUAGAAUCAGAAUGAAGGUACAAAUUGCUUUACUAAUCACCUUGGUUGCGUGCGCACUAGCACUACCAGUUCCUGAAGAUGAAGUGUCACCAAUCCAAUCAGCCGUUUCGGAUGUGAGUUUUGAGAAAAAAAUCAACGCAAUUGAAGACAACGCGAAAACAGCUGCAGUUGAAGAAAAAGCAGAGGAAGUUAAACCAGCCGAAGCUGCUGAGCCUGUUCAACCGGAAGCGAAAUCAGCACCAGUAGAGGAGGUCAAGGAAGCAGCGGUUCCUGAAGUUAAAGAAGAGACACCAGCCGAACGAAAAUUAGAUGUUGCCGCACCUGAAGAUGCACAAGUUGUUCCAGCUGUUGAAUCUGUAGCGCCUGUUGAGGCCAAACAGGUCGCUCCAGAGGAAAAAUCAUUGGCAGAGAACAGCCCACAGCCGGAGGUUCGUGCUAACGAAAACAAAGAAAUUCCCGCCGCAGAAGAGAAAGCUGAAAUCGCCGAAGAACCAAAACCGAUCGCCGAAGCAAUCAGUGAAACUAAGGAAAGCCGAGAAGAGAAACCAGCCGAACCCAAAGCCGAGGAAGCCAAACCAGAGGAGAAACAAGAAGCAAAAAAGACCGAAGAAUUGCAAUCGGAAGAACGUCAAAUUCGUGGUGAUGACAAAAAACAAGAAGAAACAGCCGCUGCACCAGCAGCCGCAGAACCUGCUGCGGAAAUCAAAUCUGAACCAAAAACAACCGUAGACGAACCAAAAAAACAGGAAAAUGAGAACGAAUUACUCCGAGAAUUGCCGAUUGCAAGCGAAGUAGCUGAGAAACCAAAAGAAAGAGCCGCUACACCAGCAGCUGAUAGUGCAGAGAGUAAAGAAUCGGCAGAGAAAGUCGAGAAGCCGAAACAAGAAUCCAGCGAAGAAUCAGGCGAAGAAAAGUCCGAAUAAACAUUUCAACCCAAAUAUAAAAUUCAAACAAAACAAAAAAAAAAGAAAAGAAAAAAAACUUAUUUAAUUUAGACACGAGAAUGGACUUAGAGCCACCUAUCACAUUUUAUGCGAUAGAAUUUUUCUAAUUUUUAAUUUAUGCAUUGGAGUUUAAAGUCACGUUUUUAUUUUUAAUUUUUUCAAAUUUUUUAAAAACAAUUUUCGUUUCAAAAUCAUAUUCUGGCACUAGAAAAGUCGAUGUUUUUUUUAAAAAAAAGCUUUUCUUUGUCUAUAAAUGAUGCAACUAAGUUAAAACUCAUUUGAAUGAAAUUAUUGCACGACAUGGAAGGAAUGGCAACUCGUCUAAAUGUCCAUUUUAUAAUAAUCAAAGCCACAAAAUUCAAUUCUUACAGUUGCUGCUGCUGUCUUGAUUUUUUAUUUUUGUUUAUCGCAAAAAAAAAACUUUUACAAAACUUUAGAUCAACGACUUAUAUGUACACACUAUAACGUAUUACAUAUACAAGACCGGAACAUGCAAAUUAUUCUAUUUGUGCACCGGUUAACAAUUUAAUAUAUUUCUUCAUUUCAGCUCAGAUUUUGUUGCUUCAAUUUAUGAAUAAAGUUAGCAAGUGAAAUAGUCAUACAAAUGAAGAAAGUCAAUUAGGAAAAUCAAUUUUUAUACGAGAUUAUAAGAGAGCAUCUACAAUCAAAAUUGUCUUUUUUCGAAUGAAAAUUCCAUUAAAACUAAUUUUUGAUGUUAUAAUGUGGUAGACUUUAUUCUUUGUUGCUAUAGACUGAUUUAUUAAAAAAAAGAAGUUCUUUAAUGACCUAACGAUAUCCAAAAUAAUGUGUUUUGGUAUUUCAAGUCAUCCCUAAAUUAAAAUAGUUAGUUCAUAGAUUGUAAACGUAUCUUGCAUUUGUAAUGCCUUCAAUGUGGUAAUAAUAUAAUUAGAAAUUUAAGUAAAUAUCGUUGUAUGAUUCUCAAUAAAAGCUAAGGAUAAAAUUAAAUAAGAAAAAAAA
Molecule: messenger RNA, 2084 nt
Organism: Bradysia coprophila
Lineage: Eukaryota; Metazoa; Arthropoda; Insecta; Diptera; Sciaridae
Product: Ecdysone-inducible gene E2
Source: RefSeq, a predicted model, not a curated record